Plenodomus lingam JN3 is the source of this 417-nucleotide messenger RNA. RefSeq lists its product as uncharacterized. Lineage: Eukaryota; Fungi; Ascomycota; Dothideomycetes; Pleosporales; Leptosphaeriaceae. The record is from RefSeq and is a predicted model, not a curated record. Gene Ontology annotation, molecular function: carbon-sulfur lyase activity.
AUGGUUCUUACUGGAGGUUGCAUGUGCGGUUCCGUUAGGUACUCUGCCAAAGUGGAUACGGGCGUCAAGGCCAUCUGCCAUUGUGCGCCAUGCCAGAAGCGCACCGCUAGCGCCUUCAGCAUGAAUCUGAUUAUUCCUCGCGAGGCAUUCGAGUUCACCAAGGGUGUAACCAGAACCUACCCACACUUGGGAGAUUCUGGAAAGCUCUACCACCACCACUUCUGUGGCAGUUGUGGUGCUCAAGUCAUUGGUAUCCCAGACGCAGCGCCAGGUAUGCUGUCUAUUAAGAUUGGCAGCCUCGAUCCUGAAUGCAGCAAUGUCGGUUCCAUGGAGAACGAGCUGUAUGUUGUCAACCGAAGGACCUACUUGACACCUUGCGAGGGUCUUACUCAGUACGAUGGGAUGCUUCCCCUCUAA